CCAAGCCCAAAAAGUAAAAAUAAUAUAGAGUAAAUGGCUAGGAAGAGAAAAGUUGCCAAUGAUCAAGAACACAUCAUGAGUGAUCAUCCUGAAGAAAACACAGCUUGGGAUGAUAUGGUUAAAGACUCAGCCGUUGCAGCGGCACUAGGCGGCCCACGACGAGCUCGAAAGCGGUUUGUGGGUGUCCGCCAACGGCCCUCGGGUAGGUGGGUGGCUGAAAUCAAGGACACCAUACAGAAAAUUAGAGUAUGGCUAGGUACCUUUGACACAGCUGAAGAAGCAGCUAGAGCUUAUGAUGAAGCUGCUUGCUUGCUAAGGGGAGCCAAUACUCGAACCAACUUCUGGCCUUCAACCCAAUCAUCUUUAACCACACCCGCCCUUCCCUCCAAGAUCACAAACCUACUUCUUCACCGGCUCAAAGCCAGAAACAAUUCUUUAGCAGCCAUGGGUUCAGGUGGUUCAUCUCAUAACACUUGUUCUCAACUAACCAUUGAUCAUGAUCUUGAUCAUGAUGACAAGAAGCAACAGGAGGAAGUUAAUGACAUGUUUGAGUUCCAAGAUUCAAUCUUUACUGAUUUUCUCAAUGACACGGAUGAGUAUAUUCCUGAUAACAAUGAGAUUAUGCCAUCUUUGCCUGUUAAAGAUGAUUAUCUUGAUUUGGAUAAUCAUGAUGAUCAAAUGGUGUCUCUAUCUUCAAGCGAUGACACAAACAAUGGAGGUGUGAUUGAAGAUGAUGGUGAAGAAGAAGAGUGUAGUGAUGUAGGAGUGAUUGAUUUCGGGUUCGUUGAUGAACUCGGGUCAUCUUGUAGUUUUUCUCCUUUUGAAAUAGCUCAAGAAAUAGCAUCAAGUUCCAUUAAUGAGGAGGUUUACAAUGGAGAAGGCGAAGAGCCGUUAACAAUAUCCGAAGCAAUGAAGAGGAUGAAAUAUGAGCGAAAGUAUUCGGCUUCUCUUUAUGCUUUUAAUGGCAUACCAGAGUGCUUGAAGCUGAAACUUGGACUGGGAGGGGGUUCAAAGUCUAGAGAAAGGUCCAAACUGCAACGGACCGUUUGUCAUCAGGGGGUCGAUAAGAAAGACGAAGAAUCAAAGAAGGAUGUUGAUGGAGAGGGUAGUGUGGGUUCUUCAACAACUAAUGUUAUUGAUGGAGAGUUAUCAUUAUGGAGCUCUCUCGAUCUUCCAACAAUUUGUUAUGUUAAUUAAAGCUAGCUUAAAGAGGUCUUAGUUUCAAGCUGACCAUGUAGUGUUGCCAUAUUGUUUUUGUAUUAUGAGUUUUGUGAUGUUCAUCAGUCCAUGAAAAUUAUAGGUUGUAUGGUAUGAAAUUUUACUGACUCUGAAAGGUUUGACA
Molecule: messenger RNA, 1342 nt
Organism: Helianthus annuus (common sunflower)
Lineage: Eukaryota; Viridiplantae; Streptophyta; Magnoliopsida; Asterales; Asteraceae
Product: ethylene-responsive transcription factor ERN1
Exons: 1
Coding region: 34-1197 (387 amino acids)
Biological process (GO): regulation of DNA-templated transcription
Molecular function (GO): DNA binding; DNA-binding transcription factor activity
Source: RefSeq, a predicted model, not a curated record